CAAGUAUUUUGGCUGAAGGAAGGUCCUUUUGGUCAACGAGAGAAGCCAAGAACAAUGAGUUCACUAGAAGAAAUUGAAAAUAUUCAAACACUAUUUAGCUACCAGCAUUCAUAUAUAACUUUCAAGAUCAUUUCAACUGCCAGUGAGCUGGGUGUCUUUGAUCUUUUGGGAGAGUCGAGGGAACAACUAUCUUCCACAACUAUUGCUGAACGCUUGAGCACCAGCCCCAUCGGGAUGAAGAGGCUGCUAGAGGCCUGUGUGGGGUUAAACCUCCUGACACUGGAGUGGAAAGAUGGCAAAGAUCUUUAUGGAAACACAGACUUUACCAAUCUCUACCUGGUCAAAUCAAGCCCAAAGUCUCAGUAUCAUUCCAUAAUAUUCCAUUCUGAAGUUGUGUAUCCAUCAAUGCAAUAUUUGCCUGAUGCUGUGAGGAAAGGAAAAAAUCAGAUUUCAUCAAUAUAUGGCUCUCCCUCAAACAAGACUUUUGAGGUCAUUUACAGAUCAAAGGAAGAGUUAGAAUCCUUCUCCAAUUUCAUGAAUGAGCUCUGGCCUGUGGUAGGAAGAGAAGUGCUUUCUGCCUUUGACCUGUCCCAGUUCCCACUCAUUUGCGAUCUGGGUGGAAGCACUGGUGGCUUAGCUAAGGAAUUGAUUUCACUCUACCCAAAGUGUACUGUGACCAUUUUUGACCUCCCUGAAGUAGUGGAAGCCUCCAAGAAGCAUUGUUUGUCUUCAGAAGAGACCCAAAUCACUUUCCAUGCAGGUGAUUUUUUUAAAGAUCCAUUUCCUGAAGCGGACCUGUACAUUUUGGCCAGGAUUCUGCAUGACUGGUCGGAUGAGAGAUGUUCGCAGCUGCUACAUAAAGUGUACCAGGCCUGCAAACCUGGUGGCGGUAUCUUAAUAGUGGAAAUGCUUCUUGAUGAAAACAGAAGAGGGCCUUUCGCAGCCCACAUCUAUUCUUUGUUAAUAUUGCUCUACCUUGAAGGAAAAGAACGGUCAACAACUGAGUUUAAUGUGCUUCUCCGCAAGGCUGGUUUCCAAGAUGUUGAGUUAAAGAAAGGAAACCUCUUUCAUGUUAUUCUAGGAAGAAAAUAAUGCUGCUCCUGAUUCCUUCCUGUUGAAUGUUUAAGAGGAAAUUUCAGUAAUCAAAAUCUUGCUUUGUUAAUUACAGCUAUAUUCUGUUCUUUCCAUGUCCACAGAUUACAUCCUUUUCUUAUCACAAUAUGAUUUCACCAUAACUAGGGAUCCCCAACAAUGGCUGCAAAAAUCCUGAGAACCAAUUCUGCGCAAUAGAGAUAGAUGACACUCUUAUCAUAUGACAAAAAUUAAUCUCUUUAUAGAUCUUUAGUUCUUCCCAACUUUACAUACCAAGACAAUCUUCUUAUACACAUUAAACAAAUAACAGAGUACAAGAGAAAAUCUGAAAGGUCAGAAUCAGGACUCUAAAACACACACAUUGCUUAGCUAAUUCAGUAUUUUUAGCACUUCUAAAAAACAGUUAAGCCCUAGAAAUUCUGCAACACGCAUAGAAUGCCAUAGGUGCAAACAACAUAAAUAAAAAUAUUAACUGUAGUUUUGCAAGCCUAGCCACAAGGAAAUUAACAAUUAGUGCUGGAAACUCAAGGUUUUUAGAUAAAGGCUAUGGUGCAAUAACCACUUCAGAAACAUUAUCUCAUUCUUUCUACACUAGUUAUGUAUUUCAAUAUAUCUAAAUUAACCCGCUCAAUAAUAUAACCUUAUUAAUGCUGUAUCCUAUUAGUAGUGAUUAAUUGUAAAGAGGGCUUAUAAUUUCACCACUAUUUCAACUUUUUUAUUUUCUAUCACUGUCAAUAAACUAAUUUAUAUAUUGUAUUAGUUCUUUAAUUGUGCUUUGAUUGGUUCAAAUAUAUUAUACCGCUAUGAUAUUCUCAUAAAAGAGCUAUUCCAUAAACAAAUCUCAUCCAAUAUUCCAGUUCUCCAGAUACAGCAGCCAAGUUCAGAAACUCUAUGACUUUGUUAUAAAACUAUUUAUUCUCAUUCUUUGCUUUCUGAUCAUAACCAGGUAGCAAACCAGAAAAAGAUAAAUGUAAUCAGAAUUGCCUUGAGUUGGAUUCUAGCCUUUUGCCAAGUCAAAUAAAUUUAACCCUGCCAACUGAUUUUCCCAUUAUUUGGGGUACUUUCCAGUCUAUAGACUUGCGGAUGUUCCAAUCCCAGAUAACUUAUUUCUGGGGAAAGAAUCAAGAUGAUACCUGUACAGCUUUAUAUAACAGCUGAAUGACAGGGAUUUAAAGCUAUUUAAAGUGACUAGGACUGUAUAAUAUAAAGAACCUGCUUUGAUUCCAUUAAUAGAUAACCUACAUCUGAAAAUGGGGUCCUUAGAAAUUUUGACUGAACCAUAUCAAAGGACACCACAUGUGAUAUAUGAAGAGCUCUGGUACAUAUAGCUACGCCUCCUCCCUCAUUGCAUCGGCAGAUAACCGCCCGGCCGCCCUGUUUCGGGUGACUCGCUCCCUCCUUCAUCAGGGGGAGCGGGAUGACCCGUUGCAGGGACGGGCUGAGGAGUUUAACGGUUAUCUAUACGAUAAAAUCGUUCAGCUUCGGGAUGGUCUGGACCAAGAUUGCGGUGAUGCGGGUGAGACGCUCGAGGGUGGUCUUGGUGACAUUAUUUGGGAUGAGUUUGACCCUGUGGCUCCCGAGGACAUGGACAGGUUGCUGGGUAGGUUGAAUGCCACCACGUGUUUACUGGACCCGUGCCCCUCCUGGCUGGUGCUGGCCACUCGGGAGGUGACACGAGGCUGGCUCCAGGCGAUUACGAUCGCUUCUUUGGUGGA
Ahaetulla prasina is the source of this 2807-nucleotide messenger RNA. Its product is annotated as acetylserotonin O-methyltransferase-like. NCBI's taxonomy places the organism in Eukaryota, Metazoa, Chordata, Lepidosauria, Squamata, Colubridae. Gene Ontology annotation, molecular function: O-methyltransferase activity. The record is from RefSeq and is a predicted model, not a curated record. The coding region runs from base 55 to 1092 and encodes 345 amino acids. The transcript is spliced from 8 exons.